This is a messenger RNA of Camarhynchus parvulus, 1858 nucleotides long. RefSeq names its product ring finger protein 214 (gene RNF214). The record is from RefSeq and is a predicted model, not a curated record. NCBI's taxonomy places the organism in Eukaryota, Metazoa, Chordata, Aves, Passeriformes, Thraupidae. Gene Ontology annotation, molecular function: ubiquitin-protein transferase activity.
AUGCGGAGCCCGGGCCCGGCGGGCGCGGAGGCCGCGGGCAGAGCGCGGGCGGCCGAGGAGCCCGACGAGGAGGCGGCCCCGGCCCGGCCGUCGCAGAACAUCGCGGUGCAGACCGACUUCAAGGCGGCCGAUGCAGACGUGAACACGGACCAGGACAUCGAGAAGAACCUGGACAAGAUGAUGUCCGAGAGGGCCUUGCUGAAGGAGCGCUACCAGGAGGUGUUGGACAAACAGAGGCAGGUGGAGAAUCAGCUGCAGGUCCAGCUUAAGCAGCUCCAGCAGCGGAGGGAAGAGGAGAUGAAAAACCACCAGGAGAUCCUGAAAGCCAUUCAGGAUGUUACGAUCAAGCGAGAAGAGACUAAGAAAAAGAUGGAGAAAGAAAAGAAAGAAUUCCUGCAGAAAGAGCAGGAUCUCAAAGCUGAAAUUGAGAAACUCUGUGAGAAAGGCAGAAGGUUGCUGAAGGAGCAGGAGGAGAAGGAAAACAAGAUUGCCUCUCUGAUUGCAGAGCAGUCUGAUGAGAAGCAGCUGUGGGAGAUGGAGCUGGACAAGCUGAAGAACCAGCACAAUGAAAUCAACAGGAACAUUCUUGAGGAGACAGAGCGGGCCUGGAAAGCAGAGAUCCUGUCCCUGGAGAGCCGGAAGGAGCUGCUGGUGUUGAAACUAGAAGAAGCAGAAAAAGAAGCAGAGCUACACCUCACCUACCUCAAGUCUGCGCCGCCCACGCUGGAGACCAUGAGGCCAAAGCAGGAGUGGGAGAUGAGGCUGAACAGGAUACGUAUGACCAAGCAGAGUGUCCGAGAUCAGUUCAACGACCACAUCCAGAUGGUGAGGAAUGGCACGAAGCUGAGCAGCCUCCCCCAGAUCCCGACACCAACGCUGCCUCCUCCACCUUCAGAAACAGAUUUCAUGCUGACGGCAUUCCAGCCCAGCCCAUCCCUGACCCCCCGGCUCCCCUUCCCCAUCGGGCCCGUCCCCGUCCCCAUGGUCAUGCCCAGCGCCGAUCCCCGGGCUCUGUCCUUCCCUCUGCUGAACCCUGCCAUGUCCAGGCCCAACCAGCCCUCGCCACCCCUGCCCGCCUCCCAGGGCAGGAGCAGCCCGGUGGUGGCAUCGCUGCUGGGCACUCACAGCCCCCACAUGGCCCCCGCUGCCCCCAUCCCUCCUCCGCCCGGCCUGGGCGGCGCUGAGUUCCCCCGGGCCCAGCCGGCCGACAAGCUGGAGAAGCUGCUGGAGAAGCUGCUCACUCGCUUCCCUCAGUGCAACAAGGCCCAGCUGACCAACAUCCUGCAGCAGAUCAAGACUGCCCGGAGGACCAUGGCCGGCCUGACCAUGGAGGAGCUGAACCAGCUGGUGGCAGCCAAGCUGGCAGAGCAGCAGGAGCGGGCAGCGGCCAGUGCUCAGCCUCUGGGCCGGAUCAGGGCCCCCAUGUUCUCUGCUCCCCUGCCUCAGAUCAGCACACCCAUGUUCCUGCCCCCGGCCCAGGUCGCCUACCCAGGAACGGCGUCACACACCCCAGCUGCCUGUAAGCUGUGUCUGAUGUGCCAGAAGCUCGUGCAGCCCGGUGACCUUCACCCCAUGGCCUGCUCACAUGUGCUGCACAAGGAGUGCAUCAAAUUCUGGGCACAAACCAACACGAAUGACACUUGCCCCUUUUGCCCAAGCCUCAAAUGACGGCUGCUGGGACAACGUGGGCCCCUGGGAGGAGUUGCUGUGAAUAGACAGGAUCAGUUCUAAGAUUUCUACAGUUCUAUAUUUAUACGAUCAUGUAUACACAUGUACAUUUUUAUUAUAUAGGUAAUGUGUGUAUAGAAAGUCUGUAAACAUACAAAUUCAUAAAUAAAGUGUGUAUAUUAUGCAGUGA